UAAGACAGUUUUUGCAAGUGUUAUAAAUAGAGAGAGAGAGCAGAAGACAUGCCAGUUCAUUUCACCUUCGCAUAAAACUGACACAUCGUCUCUGCACCUUCCCUAGAUCUCUCCUCGAAAUUGUAACUCUGAAGCUUCUAAAAUGUCUCUUUGAUUUCUGAAUUAUCUCCUUCCGUUUAUUGUUUGAUCGAUCAAAAUGGACGGCGGCGAUGGCACCGUGAGGCUUGGGGCAUUGGACAUGAGGCAAGACAGGAGUGGAUUAGAUUCCGGUCCUGACGUGUCUGUUUCAUCUCCGGUGACCAGACAGAAAUCUGCUGCCGCUAAACAGUUUAUAGAGAAUCAUUACAAGAACUACUUACAAGGAUUACAAGAUCGUAAAGAUAGACGACAAGCACUGCAAAGAAAUGCACAAGAAGCAAGGGUGUCAAGUGAGGAAGAAGAGCUGAUGUUGAAGAAUUUGGCACGGCGGGAAACUGAGUAUAUGAGAAUGCAGCGUCGUAAAAUUGGAAUGGAUGAUUUUGAACAGUUAACUGUCAUCGGAAAAGGCGCAUUCGGUGAGGUCAGGUUAUGCCGAGCUAAAAGUACUGGAGAGAUAUUUGCCAUGAAGAAACUGAAGAAGUCUGAGAUGCUUAGCCGUGGACAGGUUGAGCAUGUCCGAUCUGAGAGGAACUUACUUGCUGAGGUUGACAGUCGAUGCAUAGUAAAACUUUUCUAUUCUUUUCAAGAUUCUGAAUUUUUAUACCUUAUCAUGGAGUAUUUGCCUGGUGGAGACAUAAUGACAUUAUUGAUGAGAGAAGAUAUUCUUUCUGAAGAUGUUGCACGCUUUUACAUAGCAGAGAGUAUCCUAGCUAUACACUCAAUUCAUCAGCAUAACUAUGUCCAUAGGGACAUAAAACCAGAUAACCUGAUUCUGGACAAAAAUGGUCAUUUGAAGCUUUCGGAUUUUGGCUUGUGCAAGCCUCUAGCUGAGAAGUACUCAUCAAUUUUACUUGAAAAUGAAGGCAUUUCUACUGAAGAAGGUAUUAAUGAAGUUAAGGGACAUUCUGGCAGUGAAGCUCCUUGGUCAAUGCCGAAAGAAGUGUUACAGCAAUGGAAACGUAAUCGUCGUGCACUGGCUUAUUCAACUGUUGGAACUCUUGACUACAUGGCACCUGAAGUGUUGCUGAAGAAGGGAUAUGGAAUGGAGUGUGACUGGUGGUCUCUGGGUGCAAUCACAUAUGAAAUGCUUUUAGGCUAUCCACCCUUCUGUUCUGAUGAUCCCAGAAUGACAUGCCGCAAGAUAAUCAAUUGGAAAACAUGCCUCAAGUUCCCUGAUGAGCCAAAGAUCUCAAACGAAGCUAAAGAUCUUAUUUGCCGUUUGCUAUGUGAUGUUGAAACAAGGCUGGGGACCAGAGGAGUAGAUGAAUUGAAGGCACAUCCAUGGUUCAGAGACACACAGUGGGAUAUGCUAUAUGAAAUGGAAGCUGCAUAUAAGCCUGUAGUGAAUGGGAAUUUGGAUACUCAGAAUUUUGAGAAGUUCCCUGAUUUGGAAGGCAUACCAUCCACAAUUCCAAGCGUAGGGCCAUGGAGAAAGAUGUUGACAUCAAAAGAUACCAAUUUCAUCGGAUUCACUUUUAAGAAAUCCGAUAUUAAAUCAAUGGAAAGUUCAGGUACAGAUGUGAGACCAAAUGCAUCUUCAAAGGCCCCGUCUUUAAUCUCCUUGUUAGGUCGGAUUGACCUGCAAGAAACUGCAGAAUCAGAAGGUGAGCAUACACUGGAUACUUAAUCUCCACUUGGUUCCAUAUGUAUAAACCACCCAAUGAAGACAACUAUACAAUACAGAAAUUCGCAACUGCCAAUAGUUGCUAGUGUAGAUAUGAGUAUGCAUACCAAGUACCAACUCAACUGUUGAUGUGGUCUUCUACUCAUUUUUCACUCGCAUCACAUAUGAUUUCACACUUUAAAUCCGGUAAAUAGUCCGAUUCAAAUGGGAGUGUAAUUUUUCUGAGAGCUUUUUUUAUUUAUUUAUCGGUGACGAGGUCGGAUAUUGUUCAUACAAUUUUUUGUACAUUUAGACAUAUAUUUUUGUGUUUUUUUCACUGUAUUUGUGCCCAAACGAAAAUUGGGAUUUUGA
Molecule: messenger RNA, 2113 nt
Organism: Mercurialis annua (annual mercury)
Lineage: Eukaryota; Viridiplantae; Streptophyta; Magnoliopsida; Malpighiales; Euphorbiaceae
Exons: 12
Coding region: 197-1765 (522 amino acids)
Biological process (GO): peptidyl-serine phosphorylation; intracellular signal transduction
Molecular function (GO): protein serine/threonine kinase activity; ATP binding
Source: RefSeq, a predicted model, not a curated record